Messenger RNA from Gasterosteus aculeatus aculeatus (three-spined stickleback), 4901 nucleotides. RefSeq names its product LIM domain-binding protein 3-like. Gene Ontology annotation, molecular function: actin binding; muscle alpha-actinin binding. The record is from RefSeq and is a predicted model, not a curated record. Gene Ontology annotation, cellular component: filamentous actin; adherens junction; stress fiber. Gene Ontology annotation, biological process: heart development; actin cytoskeleton organization; muscle structure development. Lineage: Eukaryota; Metazoa; Chordata; Actinopteri; Perciformes; Gasterosteidae.
CCCCCCCACAAUGCAACAGUGCUAUCUCUGGCUAUUCUUAGGCUGUCCCUUCAGCUCCUCUGAGCAGACAAGUUCUCUUCUGUCUCGUCUCUCAGCUUCUGCUUCUUCUUCUUUCUUUGUCUCACAGUUUUGAGGCUCCUUCUACAGCCACACCUCCAUCCAGCUGCCGUUGGGCGUUGAAAUAAAAAGUUUAAUCCCCGUCGUCCUUUUUGGAGGAACUUUUCGUGGAACAAUGAGCACCUACACCGUGUCGCUGCCGGGCCCCGGGCCCUGGGGCUUCAGGCUGCAGGGGGGGAAGGACUUCAACAUGCCCCUGACCAUCUCCAGGAUCACCCCGGGAAGCAAAGCGGCGCAGGGUAACCUGGUGCAGGGUGACGUCAUCGUCGCCAUAGACGGCGUGGGCACCGACGGGAUGACCCACCUGGAGGCCCAAAACAAGAUCAAGAUGGCUAACUACAACCUGGCGCUCACCAUGACCAAGUCAAAGCGUCCCGCUCCGAUGCAGGCACAGAGAUUCGACACCUCCAUGCCCAUGAUCCCGCACCAACAGGUUUUGUCCCCAGCCGCCCCCAACGCCGGCUUCAACCCCGCCGCCCUGCCUACCCAUAAGCCCAUCGAGGUGAAAGGGCCCGGCGGCAACGCCACCAUCAUCCACGCGCAGUACAACACGCCCAUCAGCAUGUACUCGCAGGACGCCAUCAUGGACGCCAUCGCAGGACAAACGCAGGGGAAGGGGCCCGACGGAGGCCCUACUGAGCAUGCUCCGCCUUCUGCCGGCUCCGCCCCCGCCGCUCAGCCGCCCCCGAACCCAGCCUCAACUGGCCACGCCCCUCCCAGCCUGAAGCGACAGUCUGCCGCUGGUUACAGUCUACAGCACAGAGCUGCGGCCUCCAGUCAAUAUGGUCAGCCUCCGGCCACGCACCCGGCCCCACAAGCCCCGCCUCAGCAGCAGUACCAGCCAAUCCCACAGCAGUAUCAGCAGCCAAUCCCGCAGCAGUAUCAGCAGCCAAUCCCGCAGCAGUAUCAGCAGCCAAUCCCACAGCAGUACCAGCAGCCAAUACCGCCACAGUACCAGCAGCCCCCGACUCAACACGCCCCGCCCACUCAGCAAAGCUCCAUUCAGAUCCCUCUUGGCUCCACCCCUCCCAAGGUGGUCAGCACCGCGUGCAUCUACCCAUCGCAACCAGGUCCACCUCCUGUUCCGCUUCAGCCCCACCCUCAAGCUGGUGCCUCAUCCCCGUCUCCGGCAGGCCCCGCCUCCUCUAACCGACCCCCCUGGGUGUCCGACACCAACUUUGCCGACAAGUUCGACCCCGGGAAAAUGACGACCACCACCAAGAAGAUACAGCCGCUGCCCCAGUCCGCUCCUCCUCCCCCGGCCUACGUCUCCAACCCCUCUCCCUCCGCACCCGCAGCUCCUAGCCCCGCCCUCUUCACACCAAGCCCCGCGCCGUUUGCACCUGUGGCGAGGGGUGUGGCCCAAAGGGCGGAGAGGUUUGCCGCUAGCAGCCGCACGGCUCUCUGUGGAUCCUGCAACAGCGUCAUCAGGGGCCCCUUCCUGGUGGCCCUCGGCCGGUCCUGGCACCCCGAGGAGUUCAACUGUCACUAUUGCCACAUGUCUCUGGCUGACGUCAGCUUCGUGGAGGAGCAGAACAAUGUCUACUGCGAGAACUGCUACGAGGAGUUCUUCGCUCCGACCUGCGCCCGCUGCAACACCAAGAUCAUGGGGGAAGUGAUGCGCCUGCGGCAGACGUGGCAUACCACCUGCUGUUGCGCGGCCUGCGGCAAACCCUUCGGGAACAGCCUCUUCCACAUGGAGGACGGGGAGCCGUACUGCGAGAAAGAUUACAUCUCACUCUUCAGCACCAAGUGUCAUGGCUGUGAGUUCCCUGUGGAGGCGGGUGAUAAGUUCAUCGAGGCGCUGGGCCACACCUGGCACGACACCUGCUUCGUCUGUGCGGUUUGCAAUGUGAACCUCGAGGGCCAGCCUUUCUACUCAAAGAAAGACAAACCUCUGUGCAAGAAGCACGCUCACGCCAUCAACGUGUAGACCAAAAAGAUGGAGGCCUGCUGCUCGGCCACCAACGGGGGCAACGCCGCUGGUCAUGGAAAACCAACCCAAGUCGAGGAUGUGUGUGUGUGUGUGUGUAAAUGCUCCUCGUGCAAAAUACUGUUUGUUUUUUCUUUUUGUGCAAUAAUAUCAAUGAUUAAAACGAAGCUGCCUGAUGAUCCCAUCUCAAAAUAGAAAGAAAAAACAAGUCAUGCUUUUCAUGCUGAUGGCCAUUCAACCCACAGUAUUAUGUUCUUUUCAUUUUCUUAUGUUUUCUACCAGAAACUACCUGUGUGCUUAAUGCGACUGUUGUAUGCAGUCUUGGUUGUGCCAAAUGAAAUUUUAAUUAAAAAAGAAAUGGAAACUAAACAUAUGUUAAUAAACUAACUACAAAAAAGCAAUGAUAAAGAUAUUGUUUAAUGAAAUAUUACUACUAAUAAUUUUGAUAAUUUAAUCAUUUGUAACUCAAACUGAUUUGUAUUUUGUGUUGGACAAAAUCACCAAAAAGGUCAUUGUUAAUCUUCACCACAAUAAUUAGCUUCAAAUAAUGGGAAAAAAAUACUCAAUUUAAAUUGAUUUUGAAAUUGAUUUCGCAAUAAUAUUCGACAUUGAAUUACUAUAUCAGUUUUUACAGACAAAAUAAGUAAUACUAUUUAAUAAAAGUUUUGUUUCGAGUUUUGUUGAUGUUUACAAUUAGAUUUUAAACGUAUUUUUAGUAUUUUUUUAAAGAUAUGUAUAUAUAAAUAUAUCGUUUUAUUAUAACACAUAUAUUUUGGGAAAUCAUAUGAUUGCUGAAGUGGCACACCCAAGACUCCGUAAGCUUCAACUUCAAAACUGUAGUUUGUCUCCAGAAUAUUGCUCUCGUCAUGACUUGACUCAGUAAUGUGCCUGGAUUGAGAUUAUUUUAAGAUAUUUUAAUGCUUUUUUUGUCACUCAACCUAACUAAUCUAACAAAAAGAUUUUACUGAUAUUUGGUUCAGUUGACUAUAAUUCUGAAUAGAUCAGAAUCACAGACUGAAUAGAAAGAAAAAUGCCCUCAAACAUCCGUGUGAAGAAUGAAAGCCUUACCGGACGUGUUGUUAGAAGUGAGACUGGCAGCGAAUGUAACUUGAUCAGGUGGUUCCUCCUUCCAACCUUCACCUGUGUGGUCCAAUAUGAAAGACGAUUUAAAGUGCAAAAAGAUACUGUGAGAGCAUCCAGACACAAAGUUACCACAAACAACAACAUAGAGACACAAACACCACAUAGCUGCUAAAAGAGCAGAAAGGGACAGAAAAGAACUAAACAACCACAACAAAGACUCAAAAUCAGCCACAAAGAGCCAGAAUGACUACAAACAGAGAUCACAUACAUGGUUUUAACAGCCACAUUGUUCCUGUACACAGUGUGUAUUCAGAUAGAGCCUCUGCCUGGACUUAUUUCCUGCUCUUGCACAGUAUUUUAGUGUCUUUGUUUUUCCAGGUGACCCCCCGGCUGCUGCAGAGUGUGGAUGGUGUCUGAUGAGUGUAGCUACUAAUCGCACCAUGACUUCACGUAGAGCAGGUGUGACGGUGCAACAAAUAACUUUUCAUUUCAUAUUUAUUUAAAAGCUGAUAUAGCACCACUGCUGUGUUCGGUGCUCUUUAAAUAGUUAGCUGAUUCAUUUUUCUUCUGGUUGUUUGGCAUCACAAGGUGAAGGAAUGUUUUUUUUUUAUUUGUGUCUCUGAUUAUUUAUUGUGUUCAUGUUUGUAGGAGCUUGAAUUCAAUUAUUAUUAGCGGUUGACGGUGCCGCAUAGAGAGGGUUCCUAAUUCCUCCCAGGGCAAAAAGUAAAAAGCUGUAGGUUAAAAAUGCAAUGUAAGUCGCUUUGGAUAAAAGCGUCAGCAAAAUGACCUGUAAUGUGAUGUAUUACAGGAACCUUUGAAGGUGCUAAAGUCCUAAAAGAUUAGGGAUCUUAUUUAUUUUAUCUUGUGCAAAGAUCUAAAAUAAUGUUACUUUUUAGACAGCAAAUUAUAUUUUUGGCCAGCUGAUGAUUGUGAGUACAAUCUUCAUCCUCUUUUAGCUCCGUUUUUGGUCCCGACCAAUAUCUAUCUGUGAUCAAUGUAGAUGAUAUUUUAAACUAAACUCACAGACGGGUGUUUUAGCUUUCAAAAUCUCCCUUCAGACAAACUUAGAAGAAGUAACAUUGCCCGGGAGCUGAACUUUUUACUGUGUUCACUUUAAUACGAGCGUGAACAGAUUUAUAAUCAAUUUCUUGUUUGCUCCAGUUACCAUGUGUUGAAUGAUGCUCUGUUAAAAAAAAAAAAAAGCUGCACCAUGAAGUGGUCCUGUGAUCUUGUAGCAUCGGAUGUGAUGUUUUUACAGUGUGAAUGGAGCCCCGGGUACACUGAAUACUCGGUUUGACAUGGGCUGACUUUUUGGACUUUGAUGCAAGUUAAUGCGUGUUGCCUGCAGCGUAUCGUGCCUUAGGCCCCUCCUUGAUCCGUCUGUCUGACUGGCACACGCUCACUCGUACAGCCGGGAUGUGUUUUUGUGCUGGUGUACAGUUUUUCAUUUUGCGUAUUUUAUACAGUUUGUGUGUUUUUCAAUAGGUGAAUUUGUGCAUGCAGAACGUCACAGUUUGUCGCAGCAUGUUGAGCGAGUCCAUGUCAGUAUUGGUUAGUGUUGGUGUCAAUGGUUAGAACUACGAAGAGCGUUUAAACUGGUUUUGGUGUCAAUGAGCUGUGAAGUGAAACAACAUUAAAGCCGCAGUAUGAAGGAAGGACAUAAGCUGAAGUAACAUUCAGCUGAUUUAAUACAUUUGUUAACAGCUUUUAAAUACCUGUUAAAUAUAUGUGUUGCAAGUUAAAUAAAUUGACCACUUAAAACACAUGA